Messenger RNA from Leucoraja erinaceus (little skate), 2852 nucleotides. RefSeq names its product transmembrane protease serine 3-like. Gene Ontology annotation, cellular component: membrane. The coding region runs from base 559 to 1995 and encodes 478 amino acids. NCBI's taxonomy places the organism in Eukaryota, Metazoa, Chordata, Chondrichthyes, Rajiformes, Rajidae. The record is from RefSeq and is a predicted model, not a curated record. Gene Ontology annotation, biological process: proteolysis; acrosome reaction. The transcript is spliced from 13 exons. Gene Ontology annotation, molecular function: protein binding; serine-type endopeptidase activity.
ACUGAACCCUAAAUUAAACUAAACUAAAGUCUUUGAACAGCAGGACACAAAAUGUUGGAGUAACACUUUUCCACGCUGUUAACAAAAACAUCUCACCGUACUUCGGUACCCCUGACAUUGACCUCGACUGAGCUGGACCUGUGUGCACCAUGGUACACAAAAAUGCUGGAGAAACUCAGCGGGUGCAGCAGCAUCUAUGGAGCGAAGGAAAUAGGCAACGUUUCGGGCCGAAACCCUUCUUCAGAAACCCUGUGUGCAUCAUGCCCCAUUGACACACGCACACCUCCUGUUAUAUUUAUGUGUCAACCACAAAGUGGUGUUGGCUUACCUCUUGAUUCUGACUGUAAUGAGGAGCCCUGCAGUGAUGCCUGGUUUCUAUGGACACCUGUUCAGCAGAGGGGAAACCGGAUAGCCGCGGACUGAACUAUCCGCUAGCUCGAGACAGUCAUAGUGCCUCCGACAGGCGGCUUCACCAGACAGCGGAGACUAUCCGUGCGACUUCCUCUUUGGAUCAAGUCAUGCGUUGAUCCCGACUUGGAAUCACCGCCCCUGUACGAAAUGUCAUCCGUGGAACAACAAUCUGAGCCAACGAGGAACGCAGUGGAUGACGCAAAGAUCGAAAUAGUGUCAGUGACCGAAGAGGAAAUUCCCACCAUCGCCAUUCCCAACGUCACGCAACGGAUUCUCAACAUCCUCGAAGCUAAAGUAUUGCCCGCCGAGGCAGGACAACAAGAGGGAGCCACAUCCAAGUGCCACAUUAUUACAUCCAAGAAGUUCCUGCUGUUGGUGGCUGCCGGAGUGGCAGCCAGCAUCGUGUUACUUAUAAUAGUCAUCAGUGUGGGUGUGACGUACAGCUGUAUCGGCAAGUUCCGAUGUACGAACUCCUCAUCGUGUCUCUGGCUCUCCGCUCGCUGUGAUGGCGUUAAAGACUGCCCUGCCGGGGAAGAUGAGCUGGGCUGUGUGCGAGUCAGCGGGAAGAGCUCGGUGGUGCAGAUCUACAGCGGAGGGGCGUGGAGGACCGUGUGCUGGGAUGGCUGGAACGCCGCGCACGGCACCGCGGCUUGCGCGCAACUGGGAUACGGCAGCUACAUCAGCUCCACGCAGCUUCCCGUCACGUCCAUCGAGGAGACGUUGAGGAACAACUUUGUGGAAGUCGACGUCAGCCUCCGUGUUAACCGAGUGCAAAUGGCCGCCACACUCAGUGAGUGUAGUUCGGGAAGAGUGACCUCGCUCAAGUGUUUGGAGUGCGGCUCCAGGCCCAGGUUCCUGCCUCGGAUUGUCGGAGGGAAUCUCUCGGCCGGCGGGCAUUGGCCGUGGCAGGUCAGUCUGCACCUGGACGGGCACCACUUGUGUGGAGGAUCUAUCAUCGCCCCGCUCUGGAUAGCAACUGCUGCACACUGCGUCGUCCAGUUCAUAUUUCUCUCCUCGUGGAGGGUGUAUGCUGGCAUCGUGGAGCAGCCUCUGACCGAAAGCUCUUCCCACCUGGUCAAGAAGAUCAUACACCACCAGAAAUUUAGAAGCCAGACGUACGAUUAUGACCUGGCCCUCAUAAAGCUGGAACGGCCACUGGCGUUCAACGAUUGGAUCCAGCCCAUCUGCCUACCGAACUCGGGACAAGAAUUUCCGAAUGGCAAAUCCUGCUGGAUCUCAGGCUGGGGGCUGACGAGUGAAGAAGCGGAUGAAAUCUCACUUGAUCUGCGUGAAGCGGAGGUCCCGCUGAUUGCCAACAACAUUUGCCGCCGUCCCGAUGUUUACCACAAGAGGAUCAGUUCCAGGAUGAUCUGCGCUGGCUACCUGCAGGGAGGUGUGGACACCUGUCAGGGGGACAGUGGUGGACCGCUGGCCUGCAGAGAAGAGAGCGGAUGGAGGUUGGUGGGGAUUACCAGCUGGGGAGCUGGCUGUGCAAACCAGAACAAACCUGGCGUCUACGCCAGGGUCACCGAAUACCUCGAGUGGAUCCACCAGCAAAUGGAGAAGGAAGAGUCAAAUGGCUGAAGAGAACCAAAAGUGAAGCGUUUGAAUAAAACCACGUCUAAGUUUUGUCCUAAUUACACAAUGAGUCAUGUCUCAAUAUGAACAUUGCAAUCUUAGCAUAUGUUACAUGCCCAGUGGGGAAGGGUGAGAAUUAGUUACAUAUUCACAAGCUGCUAGACUUCCACCGGGUGGCGCAGCGGUAGAGUUGCUGCCUUACAGCAAAUUCAGCGCCAGAGACCCGGGUUCGAUCCCGACUACGGGUGCUCUCUGUAAGGAGUUUGCACGUUCUCCCCGUGACCUGCGUGGGUUUUCUCUGGGAGCUCCGGUCAAAAUUGAAAUUCCUGACUACCAUGUGAUUUCAAUUUGCAUUCUUUGUGGUAUUAGUUUAGAUUACUCGUCAUCUAAUCCAAAUCUCACAGGUCUUGAGGCCAAUCAGCCCUUUGCAACUAUCCCAGAUCCUUGAAGCAAUCAGAUUAGUCCCAGUUCCCCGAUCUCCCGGUACAACAUGGUGUUUCCAUUUCUUUUUUGCCACCUGUGUGGUUUACAGUGGUAUCUGCUUCCAUCACAUGACAUGGAGCACCUGUGGCACAGCGGUAGAGUUGCUGCCUUACAGCGCUUGAGACACCGGUUCGAUCCCGACUACAGGUGCUUGUCUUUUUAUUAGAAGUAAGUACAAUAAAAUGGUAUCAUAGAUACCUAGUAUAUAUUGACAUGUUGUGGUUCAUGUACAGCUUCUUAUUUUUUUUUAAAUUUUAACAGUAAAAAAAGGGCUAGAAUGAGAAUAGAAAAGGAAUAGAGAGGCGUGUGAUAUCGGAAAGUGAGAAGAAGAAAAAUGGAGAAGAAAGAAAAUAGAGAGAAAAGAAGAAAAGGUAAAAGGA